AUGUCUUCACGUCGUUUUCAGAAUUCCGCUGACGCCCAAUUCAAUGACAAUUGGGAUCGUCUAGCUCAGGCUAUUCGUGAAAUUCAUAAAAAAAAUGCGUCGAUCCUAAGUUUUGAAGAACUUUAUCGUAAUGCAUAUAACAUGGUGCUUCAUAAAAAUGGAGACAAAUUAUAUAAUGGUGUAAGAGAAGUCAUUACGCAGCACCUGGAAGAAGUUGCUGUCUCACAAGUAGUACCUGCAUUCCCUCUUUCAGGUGCAAGUAGUUCACAAACAAACCCUAAUGGAGCUGGUGGUGCAAAUUUCUUGAAAGUUUUAAAAACUGUUUGGGAGGACCAUACUACAUGUAUGCUUAUGAUUAGAGAUAUUUUAAUGUAUAUGGAUCGGGUUUACGCAAAAACUGCAAACGUUCCUCUUGUUUACGAUCUCGGAUUGGAUCUAUUUAGAGACACAAUCGUCCGAUCACAGAAUUAUCCAAUUCAGAAUCAUCUUCUUGAAGUACUUUUACAGCAAAUUAAGCUUGAACGAGAGAAUGAAAUUAUAGAUCGUACUAAUGUGAAAGCAUCAAUUGAUAUGUUACUGGAGCUGACUGACGCGUCGACUAAAGAUACAGUUUAUGCAACUGAUUUCGAAAAUAAGUUCUUGGAAACAAGUUCGGAAUAUUAUAGAGUUGAAGGGCAAAUGCUUGUAGGAGAAUAUGAUGCUCCAGAAUAUAUGAAAAAGGUAGAUAAGCGACUGAAUGAAGAAGAGCAGCGCGUACGUCAUUAUCUUUCACAAACCACAGAACCAAAGAUUCGUAAUAUUGUAGAGGAAGAGUUAAUUUCAAAACAUCUUAAGACAGUAAUUGAGAUGGAAAAUUCGGGUUUAAUUCCUAUGUUAAGGAAUGAAAAAAUGGAUGAUCUUGGAAGGAUGUAUAAAUUGUUCGGGCGAGUUGUAAAAGGUCAUGAUGAAAUGAAAUCUGCUAUUAGUGAUUAUAUACGUGAACUUGGUAAAGCGAUUAAUGAAACAGUAACAAGUAAUACAACUGCCGAAGGUGGUAAUGCUGCGUCUGGUGAUAAGCAAACGGGAGCCACUGUUGCUGUAAGAUGGGUACAGGAGGUUCUAGACCUUAAAGACAAAUUCGAUAAAGUUCAGAAUUUAGCUUUAUCUAAUGAUAAAGCAUUUCAAACAUCAUUUAAUGAGGCUUUUGAAUAUUUCAUUAAUAAGAAUUCAAAGUCACCCGAGUUUAUAUCAUUGUUUAUUGAUGAUAAUCUCAAAAAAGGAUUAAAGGGGAAAACGGAAGAAGAAGUUGAUAGUGUAUUAGACAAAACUAUUACAUUGUUCCGCUUUAUUGGAGAAAAGGACGUUUUUGAGCGAUAUUACAAACAACAUUUAGCUAAGCGUUUAUUACUUGGGCGCAGUGUUAGCGAUGAUGCAGAAAGGGGUAUGAUAGGUAAACUCAAGGUUGAGUGCGGUUAUCAAUUUACUACAAAACUAGAGGGAAUGUUCAAUGAUAUGAGAAUAUCAUCCGAUACAAUGACAGAUUUCAAGGAAUACUUGGACAAAUCUGUUUUAGAAAAACCUAAAUUAGAUUUAAGUGUAACUGUUCUUACAUCAACGUUUUGGCCAAUGAACCUAUCAGCAAGUCCAAGAUGUAAUUUACCGCCAGAAUUAACAAAAGCUUGUGGUACCUUCCAAAAUUUUUAUUUAGGUCGACAUAGUGGUCGUAGAUUAACAUGGCAAUCGAAUAUGGGCACAGCAGAUAUUCGAGGUUCAUUCAAAGCACGUAAACAUGAAUUGAACGUAUCAACGUAUCAAAUGGUUAUCUUACUUAUGUUCAAUGAUAAACAGGAUGGAGAGUCUCUAUCGUAUGAGCAAAUCAAAGGUGAAAGUGAUAUUCCAGAAGCUGAUCUCAAACGUAAUCUUCAAUCAUUGGCUUGUGCUAAGUACAAAAUCCUUGUUAAAGAACCUAAAGGAAAAGAAAUCAAUCCUGGAGAUCAAUUUAAUUUCAAUAAUGAUUUUACAGCACCAUUGCAACGUAUUAAGAUUCAAACUGUAGCUAGUAAAGUAGAAAGUGAAGGCGAAAGAAAGGAAACACGAGAAAAAGUAGAAGAGGCUAGAAAACAUCAAACAGAAGCUGCUAUUGUAAGAAUUAUGAAAGAUAGGAAGACUAUGGAACAUAAUCUUUUGAUUGCAGAAGUUGUAAAACAACUACAAUCAAGAUUUAUGCCAAAUCCAGCGUUGAUAAAGAAGAGAAUUGAGGCGUUAAUUGAACGAGAAUAUUUGGAAAGAGCCACGGGAGAUAGGCGAGUAUAUAAUUAUCUAGCGUAA
Rhizophagus irregularis DAOM 181602=DAOM 197198 is the source of this 2307-nucleotide messenger RNA. RefSeq lists its product as uncharacterized. Gene Ontology annotation, biological process: protein ubiquitination; ubiquitin-dependent protein catabolic process. Gene Ontology annotation, cellular component: Cul3-RING ubiquitin ligase complex. NCBI's taxonomy places the organism in Eukaryota, Fungi, Glomeromycota, Glomeromycetes, Glomerales, Glomeraceae. The record is from RefSeq and is a predicted model, not a curated record. Gene Ontology annotation, molecular function: ubiquitin protein ligase binding.